AUUCGGUUGUUUCAUAAGCAUUCAGCUUGCCGUGGGCAUGAGUUCCCCUUAGCACUUUCUCCUUCAAGUCUCGCGUGGCAAACCAUCGAAAACCAGUGCCGUAUUACCAGUUACCAUUUUCCUUCUUUCUGAUUCAAACUCUCAUCCCCCUUCUUCAAGUACUUAUGGUCAUCAGCACAGACAGUGAUAUCUAUACUCCGUUUCCCCAGGGCAUCAUCAUGGAGGAUGGUCCUCAGUCAAGUGAGGAUGGCUCCGGUCUUCACUCUCCCAUCUUCGGGGCCCAAUUUCCACAGCCGCACGGGGACAUCCGCUAUCACCAAGAUCAGCUAGAUAUACAACAUGCAGCGGGCAUCCUAGCCUCUCAGUUCGAUUACGCCAACAUCAACCUACAACCCCACUCUCACCUCCUCGAAACCCCUUUGAAUAUUCAUUCAAAUCCUCACCACCACAAUUCCUAUCACUCUGACUUUCCUCUUCCACAAAGAAAUCAUCUUGGUCUUGACAUCCCCCCCCAUGCAUACCCUAAUACUCGUCUUCCGCCCCCUCCGGUUCAGGGCGGCGCCGUCAAUCUCUCCUACCAAGGCCCCCCCAACCGAAGAUAUUCUGCCGAAGAUUUGCGCCACCAAUCUUAUUCCUCAGGUGGUGGUUCAGCACAACCCCCUGUAAUACAAUCUCCAGAUAGCACUCAGAGAUCCUCUGUACCAAUGUCAGAGUCAACACCUCAACCACAUCCUGCCCAACCAGCAGCAUCUACAUCUCAGGAUACGCCUCGCAGGGAAAUUUCCAAUCAAGUGAUAGCUUGUCGGCAAUGUCGUGCGAGGAAAAUUCGGUGCGACUCCACAAGACCAAUUUGUCAUAACUGUGUUCGCCGCUCGAAUGAAUGCCAAUACGAUGCAGCACCUAAACGGCGAGGGCCUGACAAAAGGCCAGGCACCCGCCAGCGCUCAUGUAAGAAACGUCCGACGGAUGGCUCAUCCCCUCCUACCCUUCCGUCCAAGCGGAAACGCACCUCCGUUAGGAAUGACGACCUAGAGCUUCCACGGGAAUCUCGUGGAGUUCCCAAUGUUCCUGCUUUGCGCCCUGAUGGGGAUAGAAUUCGACUCCAGCCUUCACUUUCACCUGCUGGCGCUGACUUCUCUUCGUCUAUGCAAUCGCGUGCAGCAUCAGACGACAGCUAUCCGCAUCAAGUGGAGAAGUACCGCAUCUCAUCAACGCCUUCCGUGCAAUAUGGUCGCAAGGAGUGGUGGGAUAAUUUGGUUAUGAGCUACUCUACUACUCGGGAUCAGUCUUUAAAAGACAUUGCAUCAGAUCUCUCAACAUUGUUCACCACUAGCGGGUACUGGUUAUCAUUUGUGAAUGUUCCGGACUUUGUCCGCAGCCUGUACAACCCUGAAGAACGUUCUCUUAUGCAACCUUCACUUGUUUUUGCGGGGUUAGCUUUAGCGACCCUAAUGAAAUCGAGUGAGAUGGAAUUGGGAUCCGCGGGUCGCGAGCGCGCCGUUUGGCUUCGUGAUAAGGCGCAGGCUUGGCUAGAAGCGUCAUGGAAUUCCCAAUGGAUAGACGUGACCCUUGCGAAGGCUGCUCUUAUUAUCGCUGUGUAUGAAUCUUCUGCCCACCCACUCUAUACCCCCGAGCGCGCAAGACGCUCUCUGGCCUAUCUCGACGGAAUUGUCCGCCAAUUAGGUUUGACAUUCUUGGACGGCAAUGAGCCAGACGUGUCGACAUUCACCCCUAACGCUGUGCCUAUUGCUCACAGACGCCGCACCUUUGAUCAAAUGUCCAAGGACGGAGUUCGUCCCCCUCAUUCAAUUCCUCGCAAGUGCGACUGCAUCCCCCUGUCACCCAACUCAUCUAUCGCUACUGAGCAAUUUUCGUCCUCAUGGUCAUUCACGCCACCCUGGGAUCCCUCGUGGACCCCUGAGGAGAUGCACAAGGAAUCUUGCAGGAGGCUAUGUUGGAGCGCCCUUAACCUCGUGGCCAGGUACACGUCACAUUGCAUCGCGUUCCAGAAAGAGCCAAGCGACCUUUUCCUGACUGACCCUUCCAAUUUCCGGUUACUGUUCCCUGGUGAAAUAUCACAACGAGGGUCCAACGAGCACAAGGCGCAGUCUCCGAAAGAAUCAAUAUGGGCACUCUAUUGCCGCAGCAUGCUCCUUUGGAAUUUCUGUACCACUCGUCUCCGGAAAAAUGUUUUUAGCGGCGCAGAGACAACCGACCUUGCGAUCGAAGCUUGGGCUGAGACCCUUGAAAUUCAAGAUGCCUUGGAUACUCACACUUGCAACCUCGAUAUGGCCUUGUUGUACAUGUGUCGGGAAUACGUGUACAACACACAGAUCAUAAUUACUCAGAUUUUACGAGCUGGCCAUGCAGAGGCGGGAAACUUUCCUCAGUUCAACCGCAAGCAGGCUGAGCAGUGGCUGUAUUACCAGAGCCUUUUCAUCCGCAGAGUUAAAAUGUCAAUUCACCAUCUUGGCGAUCAGGAUGGGCAUCUUUUCACCAGGCAACCAUUUCAAGUGACUUGGUUUGCAAGCCAAGUAGCAAUAUGUCUUUCUUUGUGGGAGGAGGACAAGUCACUUCUUGAUGCUUUGGAAGUUGCCAAAGACGUCAUAGUGCCAGUCGACGUGCUGAACACGUUGUGGCCUUGCCCAAUGUUAUUGAGCAAGUGUGACGACCUACGGAAGCGAGUGACUGAGGCUUGCCACACCGUCAAUAUCGCUGUGCCGUUACCACCCAAUUGUUCGCUCCCUCCACUCCUACGGGGCGGCCCAUGAACAUCCUCGGAUUCAACAUCUUCAUACCCAAUGUCUCUUCCCCUACUAUCCUUCGCAAAUAGUGUCCCCCGUUAGUGUACGCCAAUGCUAUGUCAAUAUUGUUUCGCUUUCUGCAGCCUUGGUUAUUACUGUAUUCGAUCUUCCUUACUCUUCUUUCUCCGUAAUUUGUUCAAGCUUCGCGAUAAUUUACCUCACCUGGUCGUUUUGAAACUUGUAUUGUACUACUUCCGAUACCCUGUCGACUGUCGAAUUAGCUUGUUGUGCGCCUGUCCCUCAAUACUAUUAUUGCCGACUUUUCGCCCGGGAUCAGGCAAACUUUUUA
This is a messenger RNA of Suillus clintonianus, 3093 nucleotides long. RefSeq lists its product as uncharacterized. Lineage: Eukaryota; Fungi; Basidiomycota; Agaricomycetes; Boletales; Suillaceae. Bases 165 to 2771 code for a protein of 868 amino acids. The transcript is spliced from 13 exons. Gene Ontology annotation, biological process: positive regulation of transcription by RNA polymerase II. Gene Ontology annotation, molecular function: zinc ion binding; sequence-specific DNA binding; DNA-binding transcription factor activity, RNA polymerase II-specific. Gene Ontology annotation, cellular component: nucleus. The record is from RefSeq and is a predicted model, not a curated record.